Messenger RNA from Sabethes cyaneus, 930 nucleotides. RefSeq lists its product as uncharacterized. Gene Ontology annotation, molecular function: acyltransferase activity, transferring groups other than amino-acyl groups. Bases 23 to 886 code for a protein of 287 amino acids. NCBI's taxonomy places the organism in Eukaryota, Metazoa, Arthropoda, Insecta, Diptera, Culicidae. The transcript is spliced from 3 exons. The record is from RefSeq and is a predicted model, not a curated record.
GACUAGUUUUGUGCAAACUACGAUGAGUGCCAGUGCGGAUUCGUUGACUGUGAUAUCACCAGCAGAUUGGCCAGAAUUGCGUGAUUUAUACCGUGACAAUUGGCCAUGCAAUCUAGUGGCGUACCACACUGUGGACAAUUUCAUUCGUUGGCAUCAGAAGGAUCCCCACAUCAAGAAUCUAACGUUUUACAGCCUGAAUAACAACUGGCGAACGGACGGUACUUACGUGAUAGUGGAUCGCUAUCAGCUGUUUUUGUAUACUCUCGCUCCCAGCAGCAGUGACGUAGUAGAGCGAGCAUUGCACUUGCUAGAUUGGAACCGAGGGUUCAAAGUAAGUUCAUUCCUUGCCAGACAUCGGAACGCAGUGAUUAAUGUGGUUGAGGCCAAAGGCCUCCGGAAGGAAUAUGAUAGCUGUACCUAUCUGUAUCAUAUGCCAAAGGAAGAGUCAGCCAAACUGAGCAGCGUGGUUCCCGACGGAUUUCGGUUAGGCACAUUAACAGAGGAAGAUGUCACCAAAGCGGAUGCAGUAUGGCCCAAUAAGCACGUUGGGUCCUUAUUUUUACUGAAACGGCUUGCUGCAUGGAAUCCCAAUGUGGCACUGUACAAUCCUAGUGGUGAUCUGGUAGCUUGGUGCUUUAGACUACAAGCAGGACCGCUUGGCGCCCUUCAGGUUGACGAGAGGCAUCUAAAGAAGGGCUACGGUACUAUAGUCACUAUCGAAAUGGCCAAAAAACUUGCCAGCAUGGACGAAGAUUGUUUUGCUUUAGUAAGCAGUGGCAAUGUUCCUUCCAAACGAAUGUUCGAGAAGCUUGGCUUUCGCCAUUCCGAUUAUGCCUACUGGUUGAGAACAUACCCCACUGAGCCUUCUCAAUGGACUGAUGAAUGAAUGAGAGUAUAUAAUUAUCGUUGAAAGCAAUAAAUUAGUCAAAA